CUCGGGUUCACUGUUUCCGUCCCCCUGGUUGCCGGCCGCCCCUCGGCCUGACGCCCGCUCGUGGGACCAGGGAGUGGACGCGGCGCGGUUGGUGGGGCCUUCAGGCGUCCCCUCCUGGGUUCGCGGAGGGGUUGGCGAGAGGGUGGGGGGGUUGGAAACCGACGCGCUGGUCCUGUGAGGCCCUCGGAUUUAGAAGUCUUGUCUCUAGAGGGGACGGCUGGGAUAGGCGGCCGCGUGGCCGCUUCCUGGGGCUUCGGUCGGCCGUGCCUGUGGCUGGGGAGGCAGGAGGCCCCCUUUGGGCUCCAGGCGCCCUUUAUCCGGUGCACACCGCCAUUGAACCUCGCGUGAGGCCCUUCGGAGCCUCCCCUUGGAGAACCUUGCCUUCAGUUUGACAUUUCGCUUGUUUCCGUGACCGCAGCCUUUGCAGGUUUCAGCUAAGAGGGUCGCAAGCCUGAGAAGCGUUACCUUUCCCUUGUUCCCGAACAAAUGCAGUGCCGAUCUGUAGGCUUCUUCCCUAUGGGUUUCCUUUAAAAAAUAUAUAUAUAUCUUAUUUAUGUAUUCAUGAGAGAGAGAGAGAGAGACAGAGAGACAGAGACAGGCAGAGGGAGGAGGAGGCUUCAUGCCGGGAGCCCGACGCGGGACUGGAUCUCAGGUCUCUAGGGUCACGCCCUGGGCGGAAGGCGGCGCUAACUAAACCUCUGAGCCACCCGGGCCGCCCCCCUGUAGGUUUUCUGUCCUCUUCACAGACGGGGGGUUUAAAAUGGUGAAAUGAAGGAAUAUGUGGGGCACCCAAGGAAAUAAAGCAGAGUCACGGUUCGCAACUAAAAACAAGGUAAAAAAUGAAACAGCAAAGUGUGUGUGUGAAAGAAAAGUGCAAACGACGAAGAGACAGACGAGGGCGGAAUUCCCAGUCCUGCUGUUUGUUAGCUGUGACGUGGACAGGCCCUCCACGCUAGCCGUUGAGGACAGCUACUCGAAGUGCUCCCUGCCCAUAUGAGAGCUUUGCUGCGACGUCUUGUCAUUUUGUCUCCGAGUUCUAGUAGGCAGUUUGAACAGUUUAACUGCAAACAUGGAUAUCAGACCAAAUCAUACAAUUUACAUUAACAAUAUGAAUGACAAAAUUAAAAAAGAAGAAUUGAAGAGAUCCCUAUACGCCCUGUUUUCUCAGUUUGGCCAUGUGGUAGAUAUUGUAGCUUUAAAGACCAUGAAGAUGAGGGGGCAAGCCUUUGUUAUUUUUAAGGAACUGGGCUCAUCCACAAAUGCCUUGAGACAGUUACAAGGAUUUCCAUUUUAUGGCAAACCAAUGCGAAUCCAGUAUGCAAAAACAGAUUCGGAUAUAAUAUCUAAAAUGCGUGGCACUUUUGCUGACAAAGAAAAGAAGAAGGAAAAGAAAAAAGCAAAAACUGUGGAACAGACUGCAACCACUGCAAGCAAAAAACCUGGUCAGGGAACACCAAAUGCAGCAAAUACCCAAGGAAAUUCAACACCAAAUCCUCAGGUCCCUGAUUACCCUCCAAACUAUAUUUUAUUCCUCAACAAUUUACCAGAAGAGACUAAUGAGAUGAUGUUGUCUAUGCUGUUUAAUCAGUUUCCGGGCUUCAAAGAAGUACGUUUGGUACCCGGAAGGCAUGACAUUGCUUUUGUUGAAUUUGAAAAUGAUGGACAGGCUGGAGCUGCCAGGGAUGCUUUACAGGGAUUUAAAAUCACACCGUCCCAUGCCAUGAAGAUCACAUAUGCCAAAAAAUAACAUAUGGCAUAGUUGUCUUUAAAGGACUUGGUGUUAUUUAAAGUGUUUGUUUUGAUAACAUUUGGUCAGGCCAUUUUGAAUAGUUGGGAUGUGGGUGAGUGAAAGAAAUUUUUGUGAAUUUUAAAAAAUAACUUAGUUUUUGUUUAGCCUUAUUGAGCUAUGAAAUAUGAAGGCCUCAAUUUUGUACAAUAAACUUUGAUUUGUAUUCUAUACAUAAUUCUACAUUUAUUCCAUCGUCCUAUCACCAAAUGUUUAUGCUAGUCUAGAGCACCUCUUAAGAUAUAUAAAACUAAUAAGAUGCUUUCCUAGUAUUAUUUUGGAGCAACUAAUGGCAGAAACAUUUUUUUUUUUUUUUAAGAAUUUAUUUAUUAGAGAGCAUGGGUAGGGGGGAGAGACAAACGGAGAGGGAGAGAGCGAAUCCUGAAGCAGAGUUCUUGCUGGGCAGGGAGCCCAAUGUAGGGCUCCAUCCCAGGACCCUGGGAUCAUGACCUUAGUCAAAAUCGGAUGCUUAACGUACUGAGCCCCCCAUGUGCCUCCAUUGAAUCCUUUUAAUAAAAGAGAAUUGGAUCAAGCUCUUGAUUACAUUUUCUGUA
Molecule: messenger RNA, 2340 nt
Organism: Nyctereutes procyonoides (raccoon dog)
Lineage: Eukaryota; Metazoa; Chordata; Mammalia; Carnivora; Canidae
Gene: SNRPB2
Product: small nuclear ribonucleoprotein polypeptide B2
Exons: 7
Coding region: 1070-1747 (225 amino acids)
Biological process (GO): mRNA splicing, via spliceosome
Cellular component (GO): U1 snRNP
Molecular function (GO): U1 snRNA binding
Source: RefSeq, a predicted model, not a curated record